AUGAAAGUUUUAAGUAUUAUAUUGCUGUACUUUACAAGCAUAAGUGUAGCUGAAAGAUUACCAAAUAAAGACGUUACAGUAGUAGAUAUUGUGAUAAAUGGACUUAAAGAACAGGUUUGGAGUAAUGACGAAAGACCAUGUUUGGACCAAACGCUACAAAUUUUUGAAAAUGUGAGAAAUUACACUGUGUGGGCUGUUUGGAUAUGGAAUUCCAUGCAUCAUCCAACUGGUACCUUCAUUGGUUCUGAAUAUAGUUUAGGAAACUAUGACCAAUGUUUGAAUGCACCAUCGAACACAGCUGACCCUAAAAUUGUCACUCAGUAUUGUCUAGCUGAUGUUAAACUGACAAGUAAACAAAAUGGCGAUAGAAGGAGUAAUUUGGGUUCUACUGAAGAUUAUGUUAGCACCAAAACCGAAAUAGGCAGAGAUUUCAAUAAAAUCACUUGGGGUGCCUGUCUUCCUUCCACCUGCAAAGCUGAAUCUGUCUCCAAGAUCCUAAGAGCUAUGUAUUUAGCCAAUCCUUUGACAUCAUCAGACCCUGAGAUUGUGGUCGAUAGCUGUGAAGUAGCUGGGAAGGAGGUAGAAUACAGUUUUGGAUUCUAUGCUUAUAUGAUAUUAAUAGCCACGCUGGUUUUAACAUCAUUUAUCUCUACCUAUCUUCAAAGUUCAAUCACCAAACCUGGAGCACUGAAAGGUAUCAUAGAAGCCUUCUCCCUAAAACGCAAUUGGAACUCUUUGACAAAACCUUCAAGUGAUGAGAUAGGAAUCCUGAAUUUUACCAAAGUGUUCCAAGCGUCUUUUGCUGUAGCUACUCACACGGCUUUCUUCGAAGUUACAGGACCUAUAAGCAAUGGGGUCCAUUUUGAUAAGCUCAUGUUGGAAACUGAACAUCCAAUAAAAAAUGCUCUGAAGCACAUUGAUAUUCCUGUUGACAACUUUUUCUUGAUAUCUGGACUGCUUCUGACCAAAGGUUUUAUGGAGAAAAAGAAGAAACCUCUAGUUGGCUUGGUUAACCGUUAUUUUAGGCUAACAGCAUCAUUUGUAGUAGUAAUAUUCUACGUGGCAGCAGUAUCUAUAUACACGGGAGAUGGUCCUGUCUGGCAGAAGUAUGCCAGCAGAGAGCAGCAGGCUUGUUCAGACAACUGGUGGCUUGGACUGCUGAUGCUCAAUAAUUAUAUUAAUAGUGAGUGUCUCAUAGUAAGUUGGUAUAUACCAUGUGACUAUCAACUAGCCGUUAUGGGUACCAUCUUAUAUCUGCUAUGGGAGAAGAACAAGACUAUGGGAAAAGUUGUGACCGCCAUAACAGUGGUAUUAGCAGUACUAUUGCCUGGCGUGAUUACUUAUUGGAGAAAGCUGCCUGGGUUGAUAUUGUUCCAUGAUUUAGAAAAGAUCCUAGAUUUCAGAAAAAACGAGGUAUACUUGGACACGUAUAUUCGGAGUCAUAACCGCGCUGGUCCCUAUCUUAUAGGCAUGGCUAUGGGGUAUGUCAUGUCGGUUUACAAACCUGAAAACCAUAGGAAUGUUAUAUCUAAGGACCGCUCCAUACUACUCUUCUCCUUAGCUACAAUAGUUAUAUACAAGGUCCUCACAGACCCCCUCUCCUGGGUAGGCUUGGAGUACGACCACGUAACAUCAGCUGUGUUCACAGCCUACAGUCGCAAUGUAUGGGCUUUCGCUUACUGCCUCAUUAUUGGUGUAGUCGAGUAUGGCAAUGCUGGUAAGAUUUUUUGGGAAAUAGCUCCACCGGUGUCCCAUAGGAACUUCUAG
Molecule: messenger RNA, 1767 nt
Organism: Helicoverpa zea (corn earworm)
Lineage: Eukaryota; Metazoa; Arthropoda; Insecta; Lepidoptera; Noctuidae
Product: nose resistant to fluoxetine protein 6-like
Exons: 11
Coding region: 1-1767 (588 amino acids)
Molecular function (GO): acyltransferase activity, transferring groups other than amino-acyl groups
Source: RefSeq, a predicted model, not a curated record